GCGGAGCCCCGAGGUGGCUCCCGAGGGCGAGGACGGGCUGCUGCCCUGAUGGCGGUCGCCGCUCUCCAGGCUCAGGACGUCGCCCUUCCGCGCCCCCGGGAGAGGGUUUGCCCGAAUUGCUGAAAGGGAGCGGCGGGGUUUUUUUUACACCCCGCCACACCUCCCCACCUGCGCCGGCGGACGGUGCUUCCUCGCAUUCCUGCGGGAAGAAAACUCGGCUGAGAAAAAGGGGGAGGAAGAAAGGCAGGAGGGGAGAAAGUUUGUUGACUUGCAGAGAGGUGAAGCUUCCCAGUGAUUCCCACCACACUUUGCACUGAAGACCUCCGGUCUGCCUGAAGGUGGAGGAUGGAGGCAGAGCUGCCACCCGAGCUCACGGCAAUGCCCCUCGGGGGGAAUGGGAGCGCCCAGCUGGUGCCAGAUACAGCCCUGCUGUCCCCAGCUCAGGGCACAGCCAUGUUCACCGUCCGCUGCGUGAUCCCUUCGCUCUACCUGCUCAUCAUCACUGUGGGCUUGCUGGGCAACAUCACCCUCAUGAAGAUCUUCAUCUCCAACAGUGCCAUGAGGAGUGUGCCCAACAUCUUCAUCUCCAGCCUUGCUGCUGGUGAUCUGCUGCUGCUGGUGACCUGUGUGCCUGUGGAUGCCUCUCGGUACUUCUCUGAAGAGUGGCUCUUUGGGGAGGUGGGCUGCAAACUCAUCCCUGCCAUCCAGCUCACCUCCGUUGGCGUCUCUGUCUUCACCCUCACAGCCCUCAGUGCUGACAGGUACAAAGCAAUUGUAAAUCCCAUGGACAUCCAGACCUCCAGUGCAGUGCUAUGGACCUGUGUUAAAGCCAUUGCCAUCUGGGUAAUCUCCAUGCUCCUUGCAGUUCCUGAAGUGGUGUUCUCUGAACUGGCCCACAUCAAUGACACGAAUAAUGCCACUUUCACAGCAUGCAUACCAUACCCCAUGACAGAUGAUACACACCCAAAGAUCCAUUCUGUGCUGAUUUUCCUUGUGUAUUUCCUUAUCCCUCUUGCCAUUAUUAGUAUCUACUACUAUCAUAUUGCAAGGAGUUUAAUAAAAAGUGCUCACAACAUCCCUGGAGAAUACAGUGAGCAUUCCAAAAGACAGAUGGAAACUCGGAAACGUCUGGCAAAAAUUGUCCUAGUUUUUGUUGGCUUCUUUGCUAUCUGCUGGUUUCCUAACCACGUGCUAUACAUGUACCGAUCUUUUAAUUACAAUGAGAUUGAUCCAUCGACAGGACAUAUGGUUGUUACCUUAGUGGCUCGAGUGCUAAGCUUCUGCAACUCUUGUGUCAACCCAUUUGCACUGUAUUUUCUCAGUGAGAGCUUUAGAAGACAUUUCAACAACCAGCUUCGCUGCAGGAGGAAAGCUCAGCAAGAGAGAUCCGCCAGCUACUUGCGCAACUCUUCUGCCAUUCAAAUGACUUCCCUGAAAAGCAAUACCAGGAACACAGUGACUAGCAUGACACAGUUGAAUGGGCACAACUUGAAACAAGAAAUGUCAUUAUGAUUUAAUAGGUGUGAUUUUUGACUGUGGAACAAACUUGAACUUUUUCUUUGCAGUUUGUAACUUACUUUUGGCUCUCAUAUGCUUAGACUGUCUGAGUCCUCAGCAGAGAGGAUCUGUUGAAGUCUGGCCAACCUGAGGUUAUUUCACACCUAGUCUUACUUUUAGAUAGAAGUGAAGAGUAUGUUUUAUUGAGAAAACAAAACUGACUGGCUUCAUAUUGUACUUUAAAGGAGAUGCUAUAUGUUUAACCUGUAAGAAAAGAAAAUAAUAUUAAUGUAGCUGAUCUAACAUUGCUUUAAAAAGUAUAGAUUUUGUGAUCUGAAAAGUAUGUAUUUUUAAAUGAAUAUUGAUCCAAGCUUAUGUCUUACUGUAAUAGAUUUUGCAUGAUUUUAGCUGUGCUGUGUGUACAAGCAUUGCUCAUUAAGACUGGUAGGCAUUUUUUUUAACCAAUUAAGGAGCCACUGCAAUGCAUAGGCUCUAGUUUCAGAUUAAAAAAAUAUUCAAGUAUCUAGUGCCAGAUCUUUAUCUCAUUUAAAACUGCCUUGUUUUUUCACUCUGGCAGACAUAAAGAUGAGAAUUUACUUUUUUGGGGUUCUGUUUGCGGUUGAGGUUAGAAGUUUAUCUGCUAAAAUUACAUUCCUUUUGAGAUUUUCAUCUCAAAAGAAAAAUGUGUGUGCAACAUGCAGAUUUUCUAGAACUCAGUGUCUGAAAGCUCAUUUCUUUGAUUUGUUAAGUCAUUGGUUUAGAGUGUCUACAUGCGUUAUAUUUGCUACUACUAUCUGAUCUUGCUGAUAUCAGUACAUAGCUAAGAAGGACACUAAAUGUAAUGGGAUGGCUGAACAUUCAAAGAGGUAAAGUUCUGAGUGGGCUUUUCCAAGAGGGUCUGUGGCAAGGAUUCCUACACCUCAGAGCAGUCUCAGAGUGCAGAACCCAGUUUACUAGCAGACAAAACCAAACUGAUGUGUGCCCUACAGGAACACACCUAACAUACGCUGGUCACUAAUGGUUGUCCAGCCCAUGGGACCAGACAAGUUCUAGUCUGAAAUAACCCCCAAGUGAUGAAACAUGGGUAGCUGGCAUUGGUUUCUCAAUACCAGCUGGUUGCUGUCUCCUCCUGCACACAGCUUACUAGUCUAAACAUAGCCUAAUUACUGUUGAAAAUCUCAGCUUUAAAAGACGCUUUUUCUUUUCCUGAAAGCCCUUGUGCAUAAAUUGUCAAUGCACUUCUGAAAAUCAUAGCAGGGCUGCCUAAAAGAAGGAUUUUCAAGUGGUUUUUUGUGAGUCAUCCCAGUGCCAUGGACAGUGCACAGGUAUUUGUCAGUAUUCCCAGGAGGAAAUAUUCAAGGUACAUGAUCAGUGCAGAUCUGGGAUUAAACCAGCUGGAACGGUGGGUGAGGCUGUAGUUAGCAAUUCAGGUCCUGUCCAGAAUAAAUUUGCUAGGAGGGCUUACUGCUCUCUCUCGUCAUUCACACUCCUCUGCUGGGGAUACCUUAUGCAAGGCUUGCAAAGCUGUCCUUCAGACCGCAAGAAAGCAAGCAGUUCAGCUUUAAAAUGCGUCUUUUUAUUUGACUCUUUUUUUUUCUUUUUUUUUUUUUUUCGUUUUUAAAAUCAGUUCACAUGUCAACACAAGUAGUUAAAUAGACACAAUGACUGAAGCUUGUUGUGGCAAAAAUUCAUGUAAGGCUACUCAUGUAAAAGUUUUUAGUCUGUCUCAGGGCUGUACCAGCUCUUGCUGAAAGAGCUGGUGGAGUAGGAGCUGAUUCCCCCAUUAUACAGCUGCAUGCUGCUGGAGUAAUGACCAUUCCCCAAGCCAGGUGAGAGGUUAGCUGGGGCAUGGUCUGUUCUGGGCCUGAGCUGCAGAGAGGAGAUGCUCACAAUGUCCUUCUUAGGAGAAGAAGCAGUAGUGACAGAUGAUGACACCUUGUGGAAGUAGUUUUUAUGGCCAGUUCAUGAGCCAGAUGUAAUUUUAAAUAGCGUUUUCUUUCAAAUUGGGUGGAACUGCUCCAGCACAGAUCUCUGUCACAACACUGUAGCCUGUACUUCUGCAGUGACUUCUCUAAGGUGAACAGUAGAAAGUACACUAGAAAUUUAGAUUGGAUUUCAGGAUUAGUUGCUAGUCUUAUAAUUUAAAAAGCUGAAGUGCUAAUACAGUGUGGCAACUUAUAGGUCCUUUUGUCCUUAUUAAUGCACUUGCUGUUAAUUUACUUCUAUUUGUAACUGUGGAACCAGCUGAGGUUCAAAAUGUCUUUCCCAAUUCCUGUACCUUCAAGGCUAGUUAUCCUCCUACCCCAAUUACAAACCUGUGUGCAGCAUUCAAAAGGCAAAAUUUUAUGAAGUUCAGUGUGGACCAGCUCCAUACUGCCUGCCCUAGCUGACUGCAGUGGCCCUGUGGCUUCAGUGGCUCCUUGGAAGACUGUACAUGAAGGAGCAGAUUGACAUGAUCAUGUAAAUCUAUCUAUAAUAGUUUAGGAAGUGUCAUCCAUAACUGCCUUAACACUGCCUCAUCCUCCUUUUUUUUCCAUUUCACCUCUACUCCUCUCUCUCCAUGCCUUAAUUCUGUGUGAGCACACAUGUUCUCAGAACUCCUCUUUAAUUUUAUGCCACUAAUUUUCCUGGAUGCCAGCCAGAGUUUUGAAUCCCUCUGCUCUGAUCAGUCUUGAAUCAUUUUUACUCCCGGAUAUUUUACACCCACAAAACACAAAAGCUUAAAACCUUCCUUUCUCACUUCUGAAUGGUGAUCAUUGACUCUGAUCAAUUUCCCUUUUAUUUCUGCAAUUUUUUUUUCUGGUUCCCUGCUUCUCAUUUUGUUUGGCAAUCUCUCUACACAGCAUAACAUUUAAUAGGACUUCUAAAUCCAUUGUGUUCUUUAUUUCCUGAAGGCAUUUGUCUGAUGUGGACAUUACCAGAUGAUACAGGUACCCUACAGGAAAAAUAGUAAUCUAAUUUAUAGCAGAUUUGAUGCUUAUGUUUGAUUUAUACUCUUCACUCAGUGUCUUAAAUUUCUAUGUGUGUGGAAUGGACAGCAGGAGUCUGCCUUCUGGCAGAACAGCAAACUCUUGUUUUUCAUUGUGCAUGGAAGGUAUUCCCAGGUAGACUGUAACUUCUUCUUGUCAGGAAAUCAGCACAAUUUUAGUUCAUUAUUUCCCAGGCCUAAUACUCAAAGCCUGUUUUGAGUAAGUAACCUAAAUUGUAUAUACCUCCCCUCAAAUUCUUGUAGCGUGGUGUGGAGGAAUUAGCUCUGGAGCUUUACUAGGCAUAUUGCUAACCCAAUAUGCAUUUUGGAAGUGUCUGUUACAGUGCUUUUGUACGCAUUGUAUACAAGUACAUCUGUAUGUAUGAUGUUAUUUCCAGACAACAUGCUUGCCAAGAAUUAAAAAAUUGUUUGUAGAA
Molecule: messenger RNA, 4902 nt
Organism: Phalacrocorax carbo (great cormorant)
Lineage: Eukaryota; Metazoa; Chordata; Aves; Suliformes; Phalacrocoracidae
Source: RefSeq, a predicted model, not a curated record